Molecule: messenger RNA, 2648 nt
Organism: Eublepharis macularius
Lineage: Eukaryota; Metazoa; Chordata; Lepidosauria; Squamata; Eublepharidae
Gene: FERMT3
Product: FERM domain containing kindlin 3
Exons: 15
Coding region: 114-2087 (657 amino acids)
Biological process (GO): leukocyte cell-cell adhesion; regulation of cell-cell adhesion mediated by integrin; integrin activation
Cellular component (GO): cell-substrate junction
Molecular function (GO): integrin binding
Source: RefSeq, a predicted model, not a curated record
GUGGCGGCUCUAGAAGCAUGCUGUGACUACCUCUGGACGCCUGGACCCACAUUCUAAUCCACAGCAGUGACACCGAGGUCUUGGAGGCAAGACCAGUGCCUAAAGGAGUUACCAUGGCUGGUAUAAAGACAGCCACUGGGGAAUAUAUCGAUGACUCUUGGGAGCUCAGCGUGUUCGUGGAAGAUCUGGGGCCUCAGGCUGACCCCGUCCCCCUCCGGGUCUCUGGUAGCAUGCAUAUCGGAGGCGUCAUGCUCCAAAUAGUAGAUAAAUUAAAGCUGCAGCGGGACUGGUCAGACCAUGCCCUAUGGUGGGAGCAGAAGAAAAUGUGGCUCUUGAAUACACACUGGAGUCUGGAUAAAUAUGGGGUUUUGGCUGAUGCCCGCUUGCUGUACACGCCGCAGCAUAAACCAGUGCGUCUGUCCUUACCAAACCAGUGUGUCGUUCGUAUCCGAGCCAACUUUGCCCGGCCCGUCUUCAGUGCAGUGAUUGACAUCUGCAGGGUACUUGGUAUCCGUCAUCCCGAGGAACUGUCGUUGCUACGUGCACCUGUGGAGAAGGACAAGCGGAAGCAGAAGGAGAAAGAAGGAACUGCCACACAGACCUAUGACCUGACAGGAGUGCGGCUCCCAACAAAUGCAGAACAGCAGCUCUUCCGCGGGAUGCCUGCUCACUUUUCGGACAGCGCCAACACCGAAGCCUGUUACAGGAUGCUGUCGGUCAGUCAGACCGGACUGACGCCAGAGCAGAUCUUGCGCAUGCACCGGCCAGGAUCCUUAGUUGAGAAGACUCAGAUUAACAGCAGGUGGUUGGAUUCCUCGCGGACCUUGCUGCAGCAAGAUAUCAAGGAAAACGAUCAUCUGUGGCUACGCUUCAAGUACUACAGUUUCUUUGACCUAGAACCAAAGUAUGAUGCUGUGCGGAUCAACCAACUGUAUGAACAGGCACGCUGGGCUGUGCUUCUAGAGGAGACAGAUUGUACAGAGGAAGAGAUGGUGGUCUUUGCUGCUUUGCAGUAUCGGAUCAACCAGCUGUCCCUGAACACCAACCCUGCAGACCACGCUGGAGACUCCGGCCUCGAUGACUUGGACGCAGCUCUUGCCACACUGGAGGUCAAACUGGAAGGAAAAUCAACAACUCUGAAUGUUCUGGACAGCCUCACAGCUAUCCCAGAGUUGAAGGAUUACCUCCGAAUACUCAGGCCUCGCAAGCUGACACUGAAAGGUUACAAGCAGUAUUGGGUCACCUUCAAAGAGACCUCCAUCUCCUACUACAAGAGUCCAGAGGAAGCCCUGGGGGAACCGGUGCAACAGCUCAACCUGAAGGGUUGUGAGGUAGUACCCGAUGUCAAUAUCUCAGGGCAGAAAUUCUGCAUCAAGCUAUUGGUUCCUUCACCGGAUGGGAUGAGUGAACUUCACUUGCGUUGUGCAGAUGAGCAGCAGUAUGCUCACUGGAUGGCUGGCUGCCGGCUGGCAGCAAAGGGUAAAACCAUGGCAGAUGCAUCGUACCAGGCUGAGGUGCAGAACAUCCUAUCCUUUCUACAGCUGCAGCGGGCCAACCCGGACGCACCCCUUGCCCCUGAAGCCGAGGGUGCCCAAUGGCUGGUGUCGCCCCGUUACCAGAAGAAAUUCAAACCCAAGCAGUUAACCCCACGUAUCCUGGAAGCCUAUCAGAAUGUGGCUCAGCUCUCGCUCACUGAUGCCAAGAUGAAAUUUAUCCAGGCCUGGCAGUCGCUCCCUGAUUUUGGCAUCUCUUACUUUGUGGUCAGGUUCAAGGGCAGCCGGAAGGACGAAAUCCUGGGCAUUGCCAAUAACCGCUUGAUCCGCAUUGACCUGGCUGUCGGGGAUGUGGUGAAGACGUGGCGGUACAGCAACAUGCGCCAGUGGAAUGUCAACUGGGAUAUCCGCCAGGUGGCCAUCGAGUUCGACGAACACAUCAACGUGGCUUUCAGCUGCAUUUCCGCCAGCUGCAAGAUUGUGCAUGAAUAUAUUGGCGGCUACAUCUUCCUGUCCACCCGCACGGCUGAAAGUGCCCAGGAGCUGAAAGAAGACCUUUUCCACAAGCUGACGGGUGGCCAUGAAGCUCUCUGACCUGGCACUACCAAGCAACACUUCCUCCCCAGCAGCACACACGCUGGCCUGCCUUCUCAAGGAACGGUCUGGCCAGCGCUGAUGGAAACCUGAGGUGCCCCCUAAAGACUUGAAAGGCCAAGCUAUAACUGAUGCUGGGGGCUAAUGAUCAGAUUCCCCACCACCACCCAAUUGACUUCUGUGUAGGUGCCUGUAGAGUUGCCAAUUCUGGGUUGGGGAAUUUCUGGAGAUUUGAGGUUUGGAGUCUGGAGAAAGCAGGGUAAAAAGACAGUACUUGUAGUGUGUCUGUCUUUUCCCUCCAUAUUAGGGCUAAACACAGCCGAGGGGGCAAAUUUCAGGGAAACUGCAUUGAGUGGGGAGAGUUAUUUCUCCUAUUGGGUCCCCCCACAGCUGCUUUUGCAUUUCACAGGCCUCAUAAUUACGUCUCAGGGAUCUGAUGUGGGGGAGCAGGGGGGAGUAGUCCAUUUUAUUUUAAAGGUAUGGGAUUUUUUUAAAAAAUUCUGUUUUACUGAAGGCCCCUCAGCUGAGUUUUGCUUUUUGUAUUCUUAUCUACCCUAAAGA